Messenger RNA from Branchiostoma belcheri (Belcher's lancelet), 3971 nucleotides. RefSeq lists its product as uncharacterized. The record is from RefSeq and is a predicted model, not a curated record. The transcript is spliced from 6 exons. Lineage: Eukaryota; Metazoa; Chordata; Leptocardii; Amphioxiformes; Branchiostomatidae. Bases 102 to 3212 code for a protein of 1036 amino acids. Gene Ontology annotation, molecular function: hydrolase activity, acting on ester bonds.
CGGUGCAUCUUGGGAGCCAGAACUUUUGGGUAAGCUGCAGAAGUUGUUGUGGACAGUUCUUUCCUUCCAUGGUUUCACAGUUUUACUAACCGUUUGUAAGGAUGGAAGCGGCUAACAAGGGUAGAGAGCGUGGUAGGAACGUUGGUAAAAGGAGAGGGAAGGAGGCAGGCUCGAGAAAGGGCCGUGGAGGGGCGACAGUUGGUGUCCUUGGCGGAGGAAGAGGGAAGGAAGCCGGGCGAGAGUUGAGCGGCCCGGUGGGAGGUAGCGGUGGCACAGACGGGGACGGCGUGAGAGGCUUCUCGGCGAUAAAACAACUGGGGCUGCCUUCAAUGAUAGCUGAUGCUGUGGUGAGUGACGACUGGGAGGCAGAGCUUCAAGAAGUGCCUCCACCAAUCACAGGGAAGAGGGCGGAGCUUCAGAAAGAUUCUCCACCAAUCUCGGGCAAGAGACUAGAGCUUCAAGAGUCACUUCCUCCAGCAAGUGAGAAAUCAGAGGCCAAACAAGAUAAACCACACACAGAAUCCUCUCAUAGUGUCAAGCCAUCUCGACGCAAGACAAAAAAAUCAGGGAAGACGGAGAAGACAAGAAGUACCCCGACUUCUCUGCCAGUCCACAUUGACAUAGAUGAACAAAAAAAAGUCAAAUCACACAAAGUAGACCAAAUCAAAAGCACUAUUGUCACCAAACCACUCAGUGAGAAAGUAUGCUUGCAGGCAGGUUCCACUGACGAAAACAGGAACACAAUUCACGUUCAGAAGGCACGUGAAGCUUCCCAAACCAUGUUCAAGAAAGCUACAUUCAGUCCAGCCGACAGUGUCUUGAACAGGAUACUUUCACCGAAGCCUAAAGUGAAACCUUUCAAAAUCAAGAUGCCUUCAACGCAGUCUAAAGAUGCAGCAAGGAAAGAAGUGGAUGCCAAGAAGGAGAUACCAGAUAACUGGUGGAGUGACAAAGAAGAAGAAAUGGAAGACCAAGAUGUUAGUAGCAGUGCAGAGCAGACGACAGAGAAAGAAGAUGUCCUGGGAGGUACCUCUCCAUCUCAAGUUUUGCUUAAGAGGAAGGAGGAGGAUCGCGCGCAGAUGCCGCCACCCCCUCUCCCCGACACUCCGCUGUCUUCUCAAGAAAAGAGGAAGAAACCAAAGAGGAAAGCCACACCCAUGCCUCCAAGAUUUCUGAGUUGCAAGACACACCUAGAGGAUGAGUUAGAAGGGAUGACAAGAAGUGCCAGCGCACCGAGUAGUAGGAUUCCCUCCCGGGAGCCCUCCCCAAGUCUCCUGAGACGUCCUUCGGAAGACCUCCACCCCCCAUGUCCGGUGAGCCCGCCCUGGGAAGACUACAGGAGGGAGUGUUUGGAUGACAGCUGUUCGGAGACGUCGUCCCUGGAGCAUAACCUGAGCCUGGCGUCGCAGGAGGAGCUGGAGGGCGGGCGGUAUGGCGAUGACGAGGAAGAAGCCAACUCCGACCCGCACUCCGAGAACCGGCGACAAAAUGGUGGCAACGUGGACCACGGUAGCGGCUUUCCUCCAAAGCUGUUGCCCGCAUUUCGGGGCAAUGUUACAGUACCCCCAGCUCAAGUCCAGGGCACAAUGUUCCCUCUGAGAGUCCCACCAGGAUUGCACCGUGAGCAGUCUAGUUCCCUGCAGGUGUCACCCUGCAACAACCGCGUACAGAGCGCUCCCGAGAUAGCCCCCCUCCCCCCUCACCUGAUGCAGAAAGCCCAGGAACUCCAACGGCAGAGUGUCCAGUACUCUCGCCUGUCCCAGAACUACUACAACUACGCCCUCCAUCUGUUCCACAAGUCUCUGAUGCUGAAUAGCGAGUACCUGAACAUUGUGGGAGGCAAUGCCAACAGCCCCCCUCCCCCUCCACUCUCGCCUGCACAGCCUGGCACCUACGGACCAGUCUUUCCCUACCCACCACCCCCCCAGGUGGAGUUGUCUCCCCAGUACCCACCUCCCCCUCCUGUGGCUCUUCAGGGGGCAGCACAGCCCAAUGUUUUCUUUCAGGAAAGUACUUCUCCGUUUGGGCCAUACAACGCACCCGUUGAGCAGCAUGGAAGUCACUGGUAUUCUCCACAUUCGCCAGAAGCCAUGCAGCAGCAGUUGCCAAUGGAGGGCCGAAGUGCGACACUCGGAUUGGCAGAAAGGAGUGUCUUCAACCUGUUGCCUCCCGGGCAUUUCGAGGUCCCACCGCGAAUGAGGAAGAAAUCAGCAACUGCUGAUGGGGGUACGUCUGGGAAGUACGUCAUACCGGCCUACCGUCCGGGAACGGCGAUGUGGAAGGAACCAGAUACAUCCGACGAGACGUCAAGCAGCGUGACCUCCCCACCGUACAAGAGGAAGAUGAUGGUCAGCUGGCCGUCGCUUCGGGAGGUGUCGUAUGUCUGGCAGGUCGGCGUGAAGAACGCCGGAUACGUCGACUCCCACUGCCACAUCGACUACCUCUUUGAUAGGAUGUCCUUCCGAGAAUCGUUCCAAGCGUUCAUGAGCAAGGCCAACUUUCCGUCCAGCUUCGAGGGGUGCGUUGCCGUCUUCUGCGACCCAAAGUCCUGGGUUGCCGACGGUUUCUGGAAACGGCUGCUCGAAGAGAACGACAACGUCUGGGGUGCGUUUGGAUGCCAUCCUCACAGCGCUAAGCAGUACAGCAUGGUAACGGAGGUGAACCUACUGAACUGUUUGCAGCACGAGAAGGCGAUAGCGUUCGGUGAGAUCGGACUGGACAAUUCCAAGGACUAUUCACCUCCCAGCGUUCAGAGGGUGGUGUUCAUAAGACAGUUGCGGCUGGCGAUGCAGAUAAAGAAGCCAUUGGUGCUCCACUGCCGUCAGGCAGAUGAUGAGAUGAUGGAGAUAAUGCGGGACCUGGUGCCACGUGAUUACAUCAUCCACAGGCACUGCUUCACCGAGAGUUUCGCUGUCGCAAAGAUGUGGAUGGAAGCGUACCCUAACAUGUACCUGGGCAUCACUGCGCUCGUGACCUUCCCAACAACCCGGAUGCUUCAGGAUGCCGUGCGACGGAUCCCGCUCGACAGGCUCCUCUUGGAGACCGACGCCCCCUACUUUGUACCGAGGCAGAUACCACAAGGCAAGGUGACAUGCUCCCAUCCAGCCAUGGCUGUGUGUGUUGCUGAGAAGAUUGCUGAACUGAAGUGCAUCCCAUUGAGCGAGGUCUUAGCACAAGUCAGAGAGAACACGAGAGCUGUAUAUGGCAUCUAGACUGAGAGAACAUUCAAACUGUAUACGGCAUCUUGACUGACCUCAGUAAUUCAGGCCACAGAAACACAUUGUUUGUGCCACAGUAUUUGGCAACCGUAAGAGUAUUAGCUUGGUUUUCAUGUGAAGCACUUGAAGAGAUACAUACUGCUGUGCCUCUUUUUGUCUGAUCCUUGGAGUGCUCGAGGUUAAAGCUGUACACAUGAAGUGAUUACUUUGAUUAGAAUUAGAAAAGAGUUCUUGGUAUUAAAACAACUUUUCGCCAUGGACAUUCUGGAUGAAGACAGUUGACAGUACAUGUAUGUAGCUGAGGACACAUGUCUGUAGGUGACAGUACAUGUAUGUAGCUGAUGGUACAUGUAUGUAGCAAAAAGCACAUGUAUGUAGCUAACAGUACGUAAAUGACGGUACAUAUAUGUAGACUGUACAUAUAUGCUGCAGACUUUGUUUUGCCCUUGAUGAAUAUUUUGAUCAUGAAGUUCCUCUCUUUGAUAAGCAAUGGUAUUAACUAGUCUACCUCAGUGUUGUAGUGCAUAUUGCAAUCAUGAUGUUUACAGUAGAAUUUAAUUUUUGUUCACUUUCUUCAGUCAUUGACACUUUUUCAACAAAAAAAAGGAAAACAUCUAAUUUGAUGCAAUCAAAUUUGAUUGCCCAGAGCUACUUUGAGACAACUAAGACAGACCUCUCAUGGACCAAUAAAAAGUACAAAUAUGAAGCUUUGUAGUUGCCAUGUGUACAAUGACAUUAAAACUUUUUUCUACG